AGCAAGAUGACGAAAGGAACGUCAUCCUUCGGAAAGCGUCGCAACAAGACGCACACGUGGUGCCGCCGCUGUGGCUCUAAGGCCUACCACCUUCAGAAGUCUACCUGUGGCAAAUGUGGCUACCCUGCCAAGCGCAAGAGAAAGUAUAACUGGAGUGCCAGGGCUAAGAGACGAAACACUACCGGGACUGGACAGAGGAGGCACCGAACAAUUGUCUACCGAAGAUUCAGACAUGGAUUCCGUGAAGGGACAACCCCUAAACCCAAGAGGGCAGCUGUUGCAGCAUCCAGUUCAUCUUGA
Molecule: messenger RNA, 300 nt
Organism: Arvicola amphibius (Eurasian water vole)
Lineage: Eukaryota; Metazoa; Chordata; Mammalia; Rodentia; Cricetidae
Product: 60S ribosomal protein L37-like
Exons: 1
Coding region: 7-300 (97 amino acids)
Biological process (GO): translation
Cellular component (GO): ribosome; cytosolic large ribosomal subunit
Molecular function (GO): structural constituent of ribosome; RNA binding
Source: RefSeq, a predicted model, not a curated record